Molecule: messenger RNA, 630 nt
Organism: Microdochium trichocladiopsis
Lineage: Eukaryota; Fungi; Ascomycota; Sordariomycetes; Xylariales; Microdochiaceae
Product: NUDIX hydrolase domain-like protein
Exons: 1
Coding region: 1-630 (209 amino acids)
Biological process (GO): nucleoside phosphate metabolic process; ribose phosphate metabolic process
Cellular component (GO): nucleus
Molecular function (GO): ADP-ribose diphosphatase activity
Source: RefSeq, a predicted model, not a curated record
AUGUCCCACCCCGACCGCGAGCCCGCCAUCACGCGCGUCUCGGACCUCCAGACGACCGACUCGCGCUGGAUCGCCCUCCACAAGAUCGAGUACACCGACCAGGCCGGCACCCCGCGCACCUGGGAGGUCGCCACCCGCAAGACCCGCGGCAAGGCCGCCGUCGACGCCGUCGCCAUGGGCAACGUCUUCCUCCACCCCUCGAAACCCCCCUCGACCAUGCUCGUCAUCCAGUACCGCCCUCCCCUCGACGCCUACACGGUCGAGUGGCCCGCGGGACUCAUCGACGCCGACGAGACGGCAGAACAGGCCGCCGUCCGCGAGUUCAAGGAGGAGACGGGCUACGAUUGCGUCGUCACGUCCGUCAGCCCCGCGCAAGCCGCAGACCCGGGCAUGACCAACGCCAACAUGCAGCUCGUCAUGGUCGAGGUCAAGCUGGGCGGUGACGACGCCCUACCCGAGCAGCGCCUCGAAGACGGCGAGCGCAUCGAGCGCGUCAUGGUCACCCUAGACGACAUGUACGACAAGCUGGUCGAGUACUCAAAGAGGGACCGGUUUGUGGUCGCUGCCAAGCUGUUCCACUUUGCGGCGGGGAUGCACUUUGCAAAGACGUCGGGACACGUCAAGUUAUAG